UGAUUAUGGAGUGUGUAUUUAAGAGGAGAGAAAUCUCUUAUGAUAGAACUGUUGCAAAAGUGUCCAGUUGUCAGCUAUAAAUAAUAGUUCCAAAUCUCUCCAGAGUAGCGCUAGAGUAGCUAAGAACCUAGGCGUUAUUGACGGAGUGAAUUGCGCUGUCUAUGAUUUUAUUUUUUUCGUUCAAGUAUUGUAGCGCCACCUAUUUAAGGUUUUUUGAUGACACCUUUUGGUAUAUGGAGAUUUCUUUCCUUACCUCCACCUUCCAUAGUUGUACUGUUGUAUUCACUUUUUCUCCUGUUUGAUAUUUAAGCUGUGCCAGUAUUAGUCAAACACAUUAGUGUCAAAUUGUCUAUCAAAUUACCUUAAAAAUCACCUGACAUUUGUGAUAAUAUUUGCUUUGAAAAUAAAAUGUUUCAAAAAAAUUAGCCAUGGAAAAGGAAGAGAGUCAAGCUAAAGCGGAAAGCGUAAACAAACCUCGCUUUUCGGUAGAAAAUAUUAUACGAUACACUUUACUUGGUCUUAUUGCUCUCUCCCUCGGCUAUCUCCACUACCUCUACGUCUCAACACUCUUCGAGAAUGACCGUAACUUCUCUCACCUCUCUACAAUGGAACGAGAGAUCUCACUCCGGACCGAGAUGGGCUUCUACUACUCGUACUACAAGACCAUAGUGGAAGAGAGACCGUUCAUAGCUGGAGUGUCUAAACUCAUGUAUGACCGGCUUGUCGAGUUCCCCAAGGAGGUUAAUGCAUUUAACAGAUUCAACAUCGCUCCGGAGGUCCUGAUUGGUGCAAUGUACCGCUAUCUAGAACCAUGGCUGAAUACCUCUACAUAUCGGCAGUGUCACUUAGUGUACCGCGGCGACGAAGUAGAGCCAGUCCAAAGUUGUGUGGGUCUUGGAGAGCCCAUGCUAUUCUACUUGGAGGCUGUUUGGUGGUUGGCUGGGUUGAUGGUCGCAGCUCUGUUUCUCUCAGCGUAUAGCUUGAGUAAUAGCGUGCUAGGCGGGCUGCUAGCCGUCGCGCAGUACUUCGCGAACCAUGUUGAGUGUACUCGGGUACAGUGGGCGCCAAAUGAACGUGAAAACAUGGCGGCCCCAUUACUUCUGCUGCAGAUGGGCCUAGUGGCAACGCAGUUGCGGAAUGGUCGCACGUACUGUCGUUUACAGGUGUCAAUCUUCAUCGUCAACUGCCUCUGUCUGCUCUUCUGGCAGUUCUCCCAAUUCAUAUUCCUCACCCAAACAGCCAUCUUCUUCCUAAUGGAACAACUCAAAAUUAUCGACCUUAAGGUCCUUUGUAUGUUCCUCCACUCACACUUCUGUGGUCUGCAUAUGGCCGUCUUACUGCUGCAAGGGAAUGAUAUGCUAAAAACAUCGUUGUAUACUUCUUUCUUCUUAGUUGUAUCUAUUUAUUGUUUAUUUUUUAGCUCGUUCAGAAUAAAAGUCCAGAAUAGAUUAGAUUUAUUUGUAGAAUCAUGGCUAGUACUUUUAAGAUUAUUAAUAGUUAUUACUUCUUCGUUUUAUUUAAAGCAUUUGAUAAGCGAUUUUCUUGAAAUACAAGAUGAUACUCAUGUUUGGGAUAUAUUGUAUUCUAAAUUUACUAGUUAUAAAAACUUUCAUACUUUGAUAUAUACUUGUUCUGAAGCGUUUGAUUUUUUGCCAAUAAGUUCUGUUGUAAAUAUGACUAAAACAUGUCUAAUACCAAUGGUUGUGUUUGGUGUGUGUGUCCGUGUGUAUUCGUGGUUUGUAGAAGAGAAGAAGACUGUGAAAAAGGAAGUUCUAGAAGAUGAAGAUAGCGGGAUAGAGAAUAAUGCUGAUAGUAAAGAAAAGAACGACGUAGAAAUAGACAUGACUGACUCCACAGUGCGAUAUCUGCGGCGGCUCAAAAUUGAGCCAGCAGUGGUUUACCAAGUGGCUCAAUUGUGCGUGUUCGCCAUCCUAGCAGCGCUAGUCAUGCGGCUCAAACUGCUGCUGGGCAUGCAGCUGUGCGUCGUGAGCGCGCUCGCUGUCAACGCUAACCACAAGGUGCCUCCGUCGGUGCAGAAGUACUUGCCCCUCUGUUGGGUGGCGGGCUUCGCUGCGCUCGCGCACCGCCUCAGCGUGAACAUGGGCGCUGAAAUGUCGCAUAUAGGUGAAUUCAGCGAUUUCCAACAAGAAGAACUCCUCAACUGGAUCUCAAAAGAAACUGGAGCAAAAGCAGCUUUCGCGGGAUCCAUGCCCAUUCUGGCUACCGUCAUGCUAGUCACGCGGCGGCCCAUAGUGGCGCACCCACACUACGAGAAUAAGGAGGCGAGAGCCCGCGCCUACGCCGUGUACAAAACGUACGGAAAAUUCACAACUGAAGAGCUGUACAAAGAACUGACAGCUCUCAAGGCCAUCUACCUUAUCGUCGAGAACAAGUACUGCUAUGGCAGAAGUCGGAAAGGCUGCUCAUUCGAGGAGAUCUGGGAGUCUGAGUUCCCCGGGCGGGGCGGGCCGCGCGCCUGCCACGCGCUGCUGGCGCGCGCCGCCGACCACUUCUACCCCGUGUUCCGGAACAACCACUACGCCGUGUUCCGGCUGCACGACUACAGUGUCAGUCUGCCACGCGCUGCUGGCGCGCGCCGCCGACCACUUCUACCCCGUGUUCCGAAACAACCACUACGCCGUGUUCCGGCUGCACGACUACAGUUCUGCCACGCGCUGCUGGCGCGCGCCGCCGACCACUUCUACCCCGUGUUCCGAAACAACCACUACGCCGUGUUCCGGCUGCACGACUACAGUACCUAUCUAACUAUAGUCUGCCACGCGCUGCUGGCGCGCGCCGCCGACCACUUCUACCCCGUGUUCCGAAACAACCACUACGCCGUGUUCCGGCUGCACGACUACAGUACCUAUCUAACUAUAGUCUGCCACGCGCUGCUGGCGCGCGCCGCCGACCACUUCUACCCCGUGUUCCGAAACAACCACUACGCCGUGUUCCGGCUGCACGACUACAGUACCUAUCUAACUAUAGUCUGCCACGCGCUGCUGGCGCGCGCCGCCGACCACUUCUACCCCGUGUUCCGAAACAACCACUACGCCGUGUUCCGGCUGCACGACUACAGUACCUAUCUAACUAUAGUCUGCCACGCGCUGCUGGCGCGCGCCGCCGACCACUUCUACCCCGUGUUCCGAAACAACCACUACGCCGUGUUCCGGCUGCACGACUACAGUACCUAUCUAACUAUAGUCUGCCACGCGCUGCUGGCGCGCGCCGCCGACCACUUCUACCCCGUGUUCCGAAACAACCACUACGCCGUGUUCCGGCUGCACGACUACAGUACCUAUCUAACUAUAGUCUGCCACGCGCUGCUGGCGCGCGCCGCCGACCACUUCUACCCCGUGUUCCGAAACAACCACUACGCCGUGUUCCGGCUGCACGACUACAGUACCUAUCUAACUAUAGUCUGCCACGCGCUGCUGGCGCGCGCCGCCGACCACUUCUACCCCGUGUUCCGAAACAACCACUACGCCGUGUUCCGGCUGCACGACUACAGUACCUAUCUAACUAUAGUCUGCCACGCGCUGCUGGCGCGCGCCGCCGACCACUUCUACCCCGUGUUCCGAAACAACCACUACGCCGUGUUCCGGCUGCACGACUACAGUACCUAUCUAACUAUAGUCUACCACGCGCUGCUGGCGCGCGCCGCCGACCACUUCUACCCCGUGUUCCGAAACAACCACUACGCCGUGUUCCGGCUGCACGACUACAGUACCUAUCUAACUAUAGUCUGCCACGCGCUGCUGGCGCGCGCCGCCGACCACUUCUACCCCGUGUUCCGAAACAACCACUACGCCGUGUUCCGGCUGCACGACUACAGUACCUAUCUAACUAUAGUCUGCCACGCGCUGCUGGCGCGCGCCGCCGACCACUUCUACCCCGUGUUCCGAAACAACCACUACGCCGUGUUCCGGCUGCACGACUACAGUACCUAUCUAACUAUAGUCUGCCACGCGCUGCUGGCGCGCGCCGCCGACCACUUCUACCCCGUGUUCCGGAACAACCACUACGCCGUGUUCCGGCUGCACGACUACAGUACCUAUCUAACUAUAGUCUGCCACGCGCUGCUGGCGCGCGCCGCCGACCACUUCUACCCCGUGUUCCGGAACAACCACUACGCCGUGUUCCGGCUGCACGACUACAGUGUCAGGUAG
This is a messenger RNA of Cydia pomonella (codling moth), 4169 nucleotides long. Its product is annotated as probable C-mannosyltransferase DPY19L1. Gene Ontology annotation, molecular function: mannosyltransferase activity. The transcript has 26 exons. The record is from RefSeq and is a predicted model, not a curated record. NCBI's taxonomy places the organism in Eukaryota, Metazoa, Arthropoda, Insecta, Lepidoptera, Tortricidae. Bases 429 to 4169 code for a protein of 1246 amino acids. Gene Ontology annotation, cellular component: nuclear inner membrane.